AUGUAUGCGCCAAUCCAUACGUUGUUCAUGUUACCAUUAUGUUAUUUAUAUGACGACCCAGUCACUUUGUAUGUAACAUUUCGUCAAUUAUAUAUACGUUACUUUUACAAACUACAUACCAUAUCGGAUGAAAAUAGUGGUAUUUUAUGCUUAUGCCUGUUAUUUGAACGUUUGUUACAAAAUAAGGAGCCCGAGAUUUUCUUUCAUUUAAAAUCAUUUGGUGCACAACCUGUCCGUUUUAUAUUUAAAUGGCUAAUGCGUGCAUUCAGUGGCUUUUUGGCGCCUGACCAAGUACUUUUACUAUGGGAUAGAAUCCUUGGAUUUGAUUCUUUAGAAAUUUUAUCAGUUCUAGCUGUUGCUAUAUUCUCUUACCGUCGUACUAAUCUACUCCUGGUGAAAACAAGUGCAGAUGUUGAGGCAGUUUUAGCAGACUUGACAUCCGUACGAGUGAUCAGUCUUCUACAAAUGGUUAUGUUCACAAACUGA
This is a messenger RNA of Schistosoma spindalis, 486 nucleotides long. The record is from the annotation of a GenBank genome assembly. NCBI's taxonomy places the organism in Eukaryota, Metazoa, Platyhelminthes, Trematoda, Strigeidida, Schistosomatidae.